CAACAGCACCCAAUGAUGGCACUUCAUAGUGUUCUACAUGUUUAGUAGGAAUUUUGUGCAAGAGCUAGCUAUGAGGAAGAAAGUCCAAGACGUCUACGCUAUGCUUCUGGUACAAUAAGAACUUUGACCUGGCGAUCGAAUUGAGCCGAUACACAUAAUGGCACUUUUGGGAAGUCAUUUGGAGCAAAUAACCCUAUCCGCAAAGUCGAUAGCAGGUCUCGAGUUCCUUCCUCCAAAGAUCUUCUCUAAUGCGCUUUUGAAAGAUCAUGAGAUCACGACUUUGAUCCGUGACACUGAGUCUCACGAGCGUGCCUUAUUUACCUUGGAUCCUAAUGCCGUACGCAGUAGCCGACAGAGCAAUGCGACACAGCAGCAUGGAUCCUCUGCAACUCGGAAUAGCCUGUUUCCAAACGCACACUCGACGCAACAGUCAGUCGUUACAAGAUUAUUGGGCGAUGAUAUGCUCGAAGAGAUCAGACUGUCAAGCAAGAAACGCGACGGUGUCAAUGUCGAGGUGCUACUCCGGGGUGCCGAAAGAUUGUGUGAUGUAUACGCAGUUGGAGGGGCUCCUGAAAAGAUCAGAGCGUUACGCACGCGAUAUGAAGAAGUUGCGACUUCCAUUUCAACACUGGAAGAGAAGGUGUCAAAGCAACAGGCCCUUCUCGAACGGAGGAACAAAAGCUUUGAGGUUGAACAUGAAGAGCACGAACCUGCGGGCUUGACCGCUGAUGAUGCCAUGCUGUUGACAGAGCAGGACUUCCAGAACGAGGAAGACGAGAUCAGAGAGCUUGAAGCAAGGAAGAAGGCUUUGGAAGACCGUGUCUCUGGAAUGGAAAGAGACCUUGGUGGUCUCCUUCGCUGAGUCGAAUCGACAAUGCUGGCAUGUACAAAUGUCAGUCAUUGUCUAGGAAGAAGCCCAAGCCAGUAUGCCUCUUCUGCAGUGGGUCUGCGAGAGACCUCAUCACAGGUUCGACGAUCUGAUACCGCUGCUCCCGAGCGACACACUGCUGCAUUAUCAUCUACUCGGUGCGAGAAAGGUGUUUGCAGGUGAGAAGAGCGAGCCGAUUAUAGCGAAAUGAUCGUCGCAUCGUUAGGCCAUCGCCAUCGCUAUUGCGCUUUAAGGGCGCCGCACCCGAGGGUCAGCAUUCGCAGAUACCGACGUCUGCGUGAAAGGACGUAUAGCCGGCGCAGUCUUGCUUCGAAUACUAGCAAUGACUGACCAGCGUUCACAUUAUGACGCGGUAAUCUGUACCUUUUGCCCCCAAGCUGCCAUGUCCGGGGCUGGUGGAUGCUUGAAUGAGGCCGUGUAUCUCACGACAUCGAAUUCGCUGUCAUGCCUCUACUUCGGUCUUGAUCGGUUGACUGAAUCCAACAAACUUCGCAUGCUUUGCAAACGAGUGGCGAUUUGCGCCGAGGGUGAGCAUAUAGUCGACUAUCAGUGCUCUGAUGAGACAGUCCUGUCUUUGCGCCAUAGUUCACUUGAAGCGACUUUUCGGUACCACGAGUGGACCUUCCAGUGCCCACCGUUCUGCCGUACGAGUACUGUAAUCGCGGUGGAGCUUUGGGCUAUAUGCAGGAGGUCAAUCAUUGAGAAACUAUCUGUAGUAGCGUAUGCAAUAUUAUGAUCAGUAGCUGGUGUUUUCUUUG
Exophiala oligosperma is the source of this 1647-nucleotide messenger RNA. RefSeq lists its product as uncharacterized. The transcript is spliced from 2 exons. Gene Ontology annotation, biological process: attachment of spindle microtubules to kinetochore. NCBI's taxonomy places the organism in Eukaryota, Fungi, Ascomycota, Eurotiomycetes, Chaetothyriales, Herpotrichiellaceae. The record is from RefSeq and is a predicted model, not a curated record. Gene Ontology annotation, cellular component: DASH complex; spindle microtubule. Bases 158 to 862 code for a protein of 234 amino acids.